CGCAUGCGGCGCGCCUCCGCGCAGUGAGGACCCGAGCGUCGCCGCCACCGCACGCCGCGCCAGAAGCACGCUUGCGCUAAUAAUAUGGCAGAGAAAACAUUUACGAGGAAGCAAGUCGCCGACAGCGGCAACGCUAAGAAUGUUCUGUUCAUCAUCAACAAUGACGUGUACGACGUGAGCAAGUUCAUCGACGAGCACCCCGGCGGGCACGAGGUGCUGGUGGCCGUGGCCGGCAAGGACGGCACGGAGGAGUUCGAGGACGUCGGCCACAGUCUCGACGCUAAGGAGCUCAUGCUCAAAUACAAGCUGGGCACGCUGGUCGCCGAGGACCGCGUGGAAGUGAAGAAGAAGCAGUACAACUGGAGCGACAACGACACGAAGGACUCCGACUCUGGCUUCAUGUCGUCGUGGAAGUUCCCGCUGCUGCUCGGCGUGGUGGUCACGGUGCUGUACUCCUACCUGUUCGCGUAGGGCGGCCCUGAGCCCCGCAGGCGGAGCAGGCCGGACAGUGCGUCGCCGGGACCUCUGUAAACAUUGGUUAUUGUGGCCUUGACUGACGGCUUGUGUGACAUUGGUUGUUUGGUACGCCUUGUUAAGUUUUUAUGUAUGAUUGUGUAUGAUUGAUUAGACAAUCAAUUAAAAUAUGUCGAGUGGUCAUUUGCGUUUUGCCACAGUUGACCUGAUUACCACACGGUACCAAGCCGGCCGCGGCAUCCUGGAAAUUAAUUAUUGAAUAAUUAUCGAAUCGCGCAUUAUUGCAUUGCACUCAUUUAUUUCAUUUUAAGUGGUUGACUUGACUCUUGACAUUCCAGAAAAGUUAUCUUAUUAACAAAUGUAAAGGAAGCUUAAUAUUAAUUGAUUUAUUUGUACUGUGUAAAUAUAUAUUUUAUAAAAAGAUUAUGUAAUAUAUGACGUUAUGUUAACAUAUUUUGUUGUGAAAUCGAAUCGUCCCUUUACGUUAUAUAGUUAUCGGAUUGAAGGUGCUUAGCUAAGUGGCAAGUUUUGCCAAAUAAAGAUUUCUUUAUUACUGUUUGUUA
Molecule: messenger RNA, 1037 nt
Organism: Amyelois transitella
Lineage: Eukaryota; Metazoa; Arthropoda; Insecta; Lepidoptera; Pyralidae
Product: cytochrome b5-like
Exons: 1
Coding region: 85-471 (128 amino acids)
Cellular component (GO): intracellular membrane-bounded organelle; membrane
Molecular function (GO): heme binding
Source: RefSeq, a predicted model, not a curated record